GCAGUCUCUGUCUCUAAAUUAAAAACCUAGCUUCUCUCUCUCCUCUUCGUAUUCCUUCUUUCACAUACAAGAACAAGGAAAAAAAACUCUAUCGUCUCCAGAUUUAAGAACACAACUCUAAUUACCCCUUCUGAGAUUUGAUUCUCCGGAUUUUUUUUCAAUUAAUCAAGAAAUCAUGGUGGCGGAAGCAGAGAUUAUUUGUCAAACAACCGUCGCCGUUCAGUACCUUUGUGUUCCGUCUCCGACGUCACCCAGAUUAGAAGCAAACAUAUUCGAUGUCUCAAAGGCGGCUACUGCUGAGCCCAUAUCUAUCAACCUCUCUCGUUGUGAAUCUGCUCUGAGCUGCUCAACAAGUGAACACACUACCACGGGAUUGGAAGGUGCAGCAAGAAAGUUUGUGCCAAGACCUCGUUCUGGUAGCCAUACUGAUAUUGGACCUCGCAGUUCCAACGAGGAUCAGCACAUUCGGAUUGAUGACCUUUGCACCCACUUGGGGGACCUGUGCAGUUGGUCUGAACCAAGUUCCUUUUAUGCUGUAUUCGAUGGUCAUGGUGGGUCUGAUGCAGCAGCUUACAUGAGGAACAACACCAUGAAAUUCUUCUUCGAGGAUGCUGGAUUGCCUCAGACAUCUGAUGAUAUUGACGAAAAGUUCUUGCAAGAUCUAGAGAGUUGUCAUCGUAGAUCAUUUUUACUGGCAGAUCAUGCACUGGCUGACGAACUGAGUGUUGUUGAUUCCUACUGUGGAACAACAGCCCUGACUGCCCUAGUUCUUGGAAGGAACCUGCUUGUAGCAAAUGCUGGAGAUUGUCGGGCUGUCCUAUGUAGGAAAGGAGAUGCAGUACAGCUGUCACAAGAUCACAGGCCCUCGUGUGAAGUUGAAAGAAAGAGGGUUGAGGAUUUAGGCGGUACCAUCGAAUAUGGGUACCUGAAUGGUGAACUUGCUGUGACUCGAGCACUUGGAGACUGGUACAUGAAGCUACCAUUUGGAUCUGCAUCACCCCUUACUGCUGAGCCAGAAUUUCAAUGGACUUUGUUGACAGACGAGGAUGAAUUCUUGAUAAUCGGAUGCGAUGGGAUUUGGGAUGUAUUAUCGAACCAGGAGGCAGUAAGAUUAGUAAGGCGUGAACUGAGGCACCACAAUGACCCGCAACAGUGUGCUAAAGAGCUAGUCAAUCAAGCAUUGAAAAGGGAUACAUGUGACAAUGUGACUGCUAUUGUUGUUUGUUUAUCUAACCCCUCUCCUCUGAGUCAGAGUCAAGAUUCAGUUACUAAUGGAAGACCGAGAUUCAGGUUCUGCAUGUCGGAGGAGUUGAGGAGCUUAUUGGAAGGCAAUUGACUCCAGAUAUACUACUACUAAUUAUUCCUUUGCCUUUGAUGAUCUGAUCUGGCAAUAUUCAUUCUUUGUACAGAUUAUUAAAUUGUUUUUCCAUCUGUUUAGAGGUUGUUUCAGAUAUAGAUAGAUACCAAUUGAGAAAAAAGCAACCCUGAAUUUUGCAAUAUAUAGAGAGAAUGAAAUGUAAAACUGCGAUAUUGAUUCCUAAAUUGCUGAGUUUGUUUGGUUUA
This is a messenger RNA of Erythranthe guttata (spotted monkey flower), 1563 nucleotides long. Its product is annotated as putative protein phosphatase 2C 13. Lineage: Eukaryota; Viridiplantae; Streptophyta; Magnoliopsida; Lamiales; Phrymaceae. Gene Ontology annotation, molecular function: protein serine/threonine phosphatase activity; cation binding. Gene Ontology annotation, biological process: protein dephosphorylation. The record is from RefSeq and is a predicted model, not a curated record.